Xyrauchen texanus (razorback sucker) is the source of this 4509-nucleotide messenger RNA. RefSeq names its product islet cell autoantigen 1-like (gene ical1). Gene Ontology annotation, cellular component: Golgi apparatus. Gene Ontology annotation, molecular function: protein domain specific binding. NCBI's taxonomy places the organism in Eukaryota, Metazoa, Chordata, Actinopteri, Cypriniformes, Catostomidae. Bases 276 to 2012 code for a protein of 578 amino acids. The transcript has 16 exons. The record is from RefSeq and is a predicted model, not a curated record. Gene Ontology annotation, biological process: regulation of transport.
GAUGCCCUCAAAACACUUUACUAAAAUAUACUCUGUCAUUUAAUCAGUCUAAUUAGGGAAAAUAUCAACACCGGCCACACAUUGUCCUAGGGAGCUGCAGACUGAAAUCGUCAUGUAAAUAUUCGCGGCGUAAGUUUGUGUUUUUAAUAGAUGAACAGCGCGAGCUCGGUGACUCAUUAUCUUGUUUGUUUGGGAUCCGGUAGAUUUUGUGACUGGAGGCAGAAUGAUACACUGAUAUCUCCCAUUUGCAGAUCUAAGCAAGGCACACAAAGAAGAUGGACAGCUAUGGGUUCUCCAGUGAUAUGUUCAGCGGGAGAGCAGUUUUGGGGGAAGACAGCUCGGUCAUGGCCCGAAUGCAGAAGAAGUUCUGGAAGACCAAGCAGGUUUUGAUCAAGGUCACUGGGAAAAAGGAAGAUGAGCAUGUGGUUGCAUCUGAUGCAGACCUGGAUGCUAAACUUGAGUUUUUCCAUUCAGUCCAGAGCACUUGCACAGAACUUCUGAAAGUGAUUGAGAAAUACCAGCGAAGAAUCACACACCUCUCUCAGGAUGAGAAUGAGCUUGGGCUGUUUCUGCGCUUCCAAGCAGAGCAUGAUAAAACAAAGGCAGGCAGUAUGAUGGAUGCCACUAGUAAGGCACUCUGCUGCUCUGCUAAGCAAAGGCUGGCUCUGUGUCCCCCUCUCCAUCGAAUGGAACAGGAAGUGGAGACGUUCCGGAGGAGAGCCAUUGUUGACACUCUGCUGACAGUGAGCCGAAUGGAAAAGGCCCGGACUGAGUACCGUGGAGCUCUGCUCUGGAUGAAGGAUGUCUCGCAAGAACUGGACCCAGACACCUACAAACAGCUGGAAAAAUUUCGCAAGGUUCAGGCCCAGGUAAGAGGGACAAAAGUGCAGUUUGAUAAGCUGAAGAAUGACGUUUGUCAAAAAGUGGACAUGCUGAGAGCCAGCCGCUGCAACAUGCUGUCACAUUCCUUAUGCACAUACCAGACAAUGCACCUACAGUACUGGGAGAAGACUGCACACAUGAUGUCUGGCAUCCAUGAUGCCUUCAAAGGAUAUGUACCAUACCAGUUCACUACCCUUAAAGAACUGAGAGAUCCACUGGACCAGAUUGCUUCCGAACAGCCAGCAGAGGACAGCAAAGACAAGGACAAGAAGACCCAUCCAGACAAUCUUGUGUCACUUGAAGAUGAACAGCUGUGUGAAUCAUCCAAGACUGUUCCUUCUCAUGCUGUAGAUGGACAGAGUAGAGGAUCUGACAGUUCUUUGUGUGCCAGCCUGGAUUCUGCCUUGAAUGAACAAUUAGGCCCCUUUGGUGAAGCUAGCACAGAUGAUGACCUCCUAUUCAUGACCUGUGACUCUGCCCCGAUCAUGAUCCCUUCCCUCACUCCAGCUUUGACCCCAACCCGAAACCCGGCCAUGUCUGCUGUGCAGCCUCACAUAUUGCAGGAGGCCACUGUUCAGUGGGAUUUAGGUGCCUCACAUGAGGAAAAGCAGAAAGCCUUACUCAGCACUGUACAACCGGAAAUAGGCAGAGAUCUGUUGUCUGAGGUUUUACACUCUGGUGAGGUGAAAGAAGAGGAAGGAGAGAGAGGAGAUUGGACAUUCCUGCAAGAUCUGCUAAGUCCUGGUGCCACAGGUGGUGCUAGUGAGUUCAGUAAGGUGUGGCAGGAUGCUUUCGGCUGUUUUGAGGCCCCUCCUGCUCCAGUUGUUCCCACCUCAUCACAAGCAGAAACAUCAAACACACCCACCGGCUUCCUGCCAUCUCAUCUCCUGGACCACAGCCUCAGCACCACAGGAUGGGCGACACCACCCAUGUUUCAAGCCCCACCUCUCCAAACACCGCCUUGUGGAGGACAAACUCAGCCUGUCCAGAAUAGUCCAAACUCUUUGGUUAAUGCUGCUAAAGGAAGUUCCAGGGACAUGUCUGCGUGGUUCAACCUCUUUGCAGAUCUGGACCCUCUGUCAAACCCAGAUGCUAUUGGACGCAGUGAUCAGGAGCUCCUCAAUGCCUGAGUGAGUGAAGGUUUGAAGCUGGAUAUCAUCCAAAUUAUUCUCUCUACCCAUGAGAGAUCCUUGAUUUGGAGCUUGAACAUUACCUUUUCCUUAAACGAUUCAACCUGAGCCAAGGAAGGAUAUACUGUAGAAUACUGUCCAUAUUAAUUAUGGGAAUGUCGCUUUACAUCUUUCAAAGUGUGUGUGAAUGUGUGCAUCUACUGUAUGUUCAGACAAUGAAGGGUAAAAUGUUAGACUUCUCUAUAUCACUAAAAAGUGUUGUUACAUGGGUAGGGAUAAACCUAUACGAGUCUGUAAAUACAAAAUAUCUCAAAUGGGGGUUUUGCUAGAAGACAGGGGUCAUGAGUUUUAAAUAUCCAGAAACAGGGUUACAGAUUUAUUACACCUAUUAUAGAUUACAGACUGUAUUUUACAGAUUAUAUACAGAUAGUUACGCAUGCGUCACAAAUUUUUAUUUUUGGACUCCCUUUCACUUGAUUAGUUUAAUGGUGAACAAUAAAACCAAUAAAUGAAAUUAUUUAUUGAUACCAUAAAAGAGUGUUACUGUAAACUACAUAUGCAAGUCAUGUGCUGUGCCAUUAGUUAAAUGAAAAUAAGAUGGUAUAAUGGAGCUAAUAAUAUGCGAAGCAUUCACAGUGACAAAAAUGCUAUAAUACACUCAAAGAGAAUUAUGUUUUUCACUGUUACACUGUGCUGCAAAACACUGGAAAUAAUUCUCUGUUUGUUUGUGAUAUUUUUUUUGUAUGUUAUUUUGAGCGCCAGAAAACCUGGCAACCCCUUCCCCUAAUCAAAAGAAACAUGACACUUUUCAGAUUACUCCAGAUAACUGUAAUCUUGACUCAUCAGGAGUAAGUUUAUCUGUAACUAUGACCAAUCUUUAUAUUGUAUAAAAACAAAUCUAAUUAUUGCUUGCACUAAACUGUCUCCGAGGGCCAUCUCGGAUGGUUCCAGAAUGUAUCUUGUCUGUUUUGAUAACUUGUUUGUUUACACUCAAUAGCUUAUGUAGGUAUCUAACCAUGAGACAUUUCAAAUGGAUAUGUCUCCAUAUUUGACAAGCACAUAUUUCUCUCUUUUUGUGCAGUUUAAUGUUUUGAGGUGUCACUUUCUGUACUAGAAAUCAUUUCCAUGCGUUUGGAGCUAUAUGUUGCAACAUUAUUGUAACAUUUUGUUCCUUGUCUUUUUUAAAACUUUGUAUGAAAAGAAUGUACACUGCACCAUUCACAGCUGCUUUCAUAUGUUUAUUUUAUGCAACUAUGCCUUUUGUUUCAGUUACAUAAACAAUGUACUUGUAGAAUUUCAUUGAAGGAAACUGGAAUGGAAGAGAUUUAAUAGUCCAUUUGAGAGUAAAUAAAUUUGAGUGAAAUUCUGUCAUUUUUAGUACUCUCGUUAUUUGUUAAUCUAUAAACAAGUGGAUUAAAUUAUCAUAUGCCAAAUGUUUGAAUUAUGACACUCAUGAAACCAGAGUUAAAUAGAAUUGAAAAUGUAUUCAAAGGGGGGGAAAAUAUCUAACAUAUUACUGGUAACAUACUAGAAACAAAAUCAAUUAAUUUCCCUAACAAUUAAUAACAGCCAUCUAAUUUACACACUUAUCUAUUAUUCUUUAAUAUUAAGGCAAUUACAGACAUUUGUCCCAUGAUUGCCUGUUUUCUUUCUUGUCUGAUCUCUUAUCGAUUUUAUUUUAAGGAAGAAAGGAAGCUUUACAGGAUGUUUAAUGGAGUAUUUCACAGUAUAAAGAUGCUACAGUCCAAAUCAGUACAUUUUCUGUUCACUAUUUGCUAAAGCCAUGCCUCCCUCUUUUUUAAGUAUCAAUACAUGUCAUUAAAACUAUUUUUUUUUCCAUUAUGACAUCAUAUAAUGUUCAAUAUAGUUCCAGGACCAAUACUGAAGACAUCCCUAUUGUCUCCUCUUUCUCCUAAUCCAUGUCCAGCCUCUCAUCAGCAUUAUGCACAUAUAGGUUUACAUAUAUGUGGGAAAGCUCUAUACAUUUAAGGGGAGAGACAAAUGUAGAUAGACAAUUAUAGAAAAAUGACAGUAAGCAAAUGUAAUCCUAUAGACAGGUGGUGGAAUUCAGGCAUAUUUGUAAUCCUCAAAUUUGCUACAGCAUUUCUGUGUGUUCCAUCAACAUUAUUCAAACUGCAUGUAAUAGUCCAUAUCCACUUCGUCAGUAAAUCAAAUCACUUACAUUUAGGUUAAAGGAUGCAUCUAUGCAUAAGAAAAUCCAAAAGGCUUCAUGGUAAAUAAAUCAAUAAAUGCAAUAAAUCGUAGAGAAAAAGCAGUGCAAUACUGAAAAUGUUUUGUCUAUAUACAUACACCAUUGUGAAAAAGUCCUUUUGAUCCCUCUGAUGCAAGGAGACAUGUAAUACCAUUACCCUUUAAAAACAAAACAAUGUUUCAUGUUCAAGUUUCAGAUCAAUUUCUAUCAAAUUAUACUGGAGUAUGGGAAAUACACCAUCUCUGAUCACCAGUUGAGGUUCCUCUGUUGGGUUAAGACCAAAAA